AUUGACACUUCUUUCAACGAUCUAACAUCAUUUGAAUUUUAGUUUCUCACGAGUUGAUUUAUACUAGUAGUUAUUUUUCAUCAGUUUUGUAAAAAUAUUAAGUCUUCAACUUUAAUUGAAAUAAAAACAUAGAUAAUCGAAAAUGGAUCCAACAAAUUCAAUUCCUGCAUUUUAUGCUGGAAAGAGUGUUUUUAUAACAGGAGCUACUGGAUUUAUGGGUAAAGUUCUUGUGGAAAAAUUAUUACGAUCUUGUCCAGAAGUUCGUGAAAUAUUUGUUUUAAUGAGACCAAAAAAAGGGAUAUCUAUUGACAAUAGAGUACGUCAAUUAUUAAGUCUUCCGCUUUAUGAUAGGUUGAGAAAAGAAAGACCUUCUGCAAUCGAUAAAGUUGUUCCCAUCGAAGGCGAUACGAUGAAAGAAGGCUUAGGAAUUCCUGAUUUUGAACGAAAAGUUUUAAUUGAAAGAGUUUCUGUCGUUUUUCAUGUUGCUGCUAGUGUUAGAUUUGAUGACCCAUUGAAAGCAGCUGUUUUUACAAAUACUAGAUCUACUAGAGAUAUGUGUAUUCUUGCAGCUCAAAUGAAAAAACUUGUUUCAUUUAUGCACGUCAGUACAACUUAUAAUCAAGCUGAUAAACCGGUUGUUGAAGAAAAAUUGUAUCCAUUUGACACCGAUUGGAAAAAAAUGAUUAAAAUUGCCGAGAAUUUAGAUGAUGAAUUACUCAAAACUUUUACACCCAAAUUUUUGGGAAGUUUUCCAAAUACUUAUACUUUUACAAAACGUUUAGCUGAACGAGUUAUUAGUGAUUAUUCACACGCGAUACCGGCUAUAGUAUUUCGACCGUCAAUUGUUAUAUCAACGUUGAAAGAACCAGUCGCCGGGUGGGUAGAUAAUUUUAAUGGUCCAGUAGGACUGAUGGUUGGCGGAGGUAAAGGAGUAUUACGAGUUGUUUAUGGUGAUUCAAAAUUAAAAGCUGAUUUUAUUCCUGUUGAUGUCGCUAUUAAAGCUAUGAUCGUUGCAAGUUGGAAACGAGGAAUAAAUACUAUAACUAGAGAUCCUUCUGUACACGUAUACAAUUGUUCUUCAGCAGAUAUUAAAAAUUUAUCUGUUGAUGAACUUAAACGUAUGGCUUUGAUGUGUGCAUCAAAAAAUCCACUUGAAGGCAUUAUUUGGCGACCAUCUAUUAGUUAUACUACCAACGCUUUAUAUUACUAUACCCUGAUGUUACUAACACAUCUUUUACCAGCUCUAUUACUUGACGCUGUUCUCACUUUGAGUGGACAUAAGCCAAUUCUAGCUAAGUUACAAAGGCGAGUUUAUAUCGCAAAUACAGCUUUGUCGCAUUUUCUAACCCACGAAUGGCAAUUUAAAAAUGAAAAUAUGUUCGGAUUAAUAUCCGACGUUUCACCAUCAGAUUUAGAUGAUUUUCAAUUCGAUUACGCUUCUUUUGAUGUAGCGUACUACUUUCAAAAUUGUUUGACGGGUGCAAAAAAAUAUCUUCUCAAUGAAAAAGUAAACAAUACAUCCGCUACAAGGUCGCACUUGAACAGAAUGAUUUGGAUUGACAGGAUAUUCAAGGGUUUACUUUUCUUAUCCAUCAUUUGGUUUAUUUAUAAAUCUGAUAUAUACUCCUAUUUCAUCAAUAUUUAUGAUUAUUAAAGAUCAUAAAAUUAUAAGUACCGUGACUGAAUCAGUAAAGGAACGCUUUUAACCAGCAAAUGAAUGAACGAUCAUAUUUUUAAAUUUCUUAGUACAGAAGGAUUCAACAAAAUUAGAAUUAAAGUUCUAAAAGUAGUCAAUCAGACAGUAAUGAAGUUUUCUUUAUGUAAUUGUGAUUAGGAUCUAAAUGAUGCAGGCAAAAAUUAAAUGACGUUCAUUUACUGAUCGUGUUCAUUAAUUGGAACUGUCACCCAAUAUAAUAUUAGUACGCAAUUGAUUAAAUAAUUUUAUGUCUUAAAUUAAUUAUAAUUUUUUAGUUGGUAAAUUUGUUUAUUUUAAAUCAGAUGAUUUUAAUCUCAUAAAUGAUUAUUUUAAAAUUAAUAUUUUU
This is a messenger RNA of Microplitis demolitor, 2042 nucleotides long. Its product is annotated as fatty acyl-CoA reductase 1. NCBI's taxonomy places the organism in Eukaryota, Metazoa, Arthropoda, Insecta, Hymenoptera, Braconidae. Gene Ontology annotation, molecular function: alcohol-forming very long-chain fatty acyl-CoA reductase (NADP+) activity. The record is from RefSeq and is a predicted model, not a curated record. Gene Ontology annotation, biological process: long-chain fatty-acyl-CoA metabolic process. Bases 143 to 1654 code for a protein of 503 amino acids. The transcript has 10 exons. Gene Ontology annotation, cellular component: peroxisome.